CUUCAACUGGAAUUUGAGUUUCCUCCACCCUUUCAUUAUAUUGAUUUGAGUAAUAUUUUGUCUUUUGUCACAAUGUUUUGCAGACUUGCUGAAUGUACACUUACAUAUAACUCCUGUGGAAUUGUGGCUACUGUUCUACAGUCACCAAACUCCCUGACUGAGCUGGACCUGAGUAACAAUGACCUGGGAGAUUCUGGAGUUAAGCUUCUCUCUAAUGGACUGUCUAGUCCCCACUGCAAACUGCAGGCAUUAAGUCUCUGUAAUUGUCAGAUCUCAAAUGAGGGGUAUGUUUGUCUGGCUCUCACACUGAUGUUAAACCCCUCCUGUGUGAAAGAACUGGAUGUGAGCAACAAUCAUCCAGGAGAAUCAGCACAGAAGCUGUUAUCUUCUAGACUCGAGGAUUCUCGCAGUAAAGUUGAAGCAAUUCAACUUGCUGAAUGCACACUCACAGAUAAAUCAUGUGGGAUUGUGGCUAUUGUUCUACAGUCACCAAACUCCUUGACAGAGCUUGACCUGAGUAACAAUGACCUGGGAGAUUUUGGAGUUCAGCUUCUCUCUAAUGGACUGUCUAGUCCCCACUGCAAACUACAGACAUUAAGGCUCUCUGAUUGUCUCAUCUCAGAGAAAGGUUGUAUUUGUCUGGCUUCAGCUCUGUCUUCAAACCCCUUCCACCUAAAAGAGCUGGAUCUGAGCUACAAUCAUCCCGGGGAAUCAGGACUAAAGCUGUUAUCUGCUAGACUGAAGGAUCCUGUCUGUAAACUGGAGAUUCUUAAAACUGACCAUGCUUCUGUCAGCAGAGCACGACCACGUUUGCUGAGAUAUGCCUGUGAGCUCACACUGGACUCAAACACAGCAGGCAGACAUCUCUCUCUCUCUGAGGGGAACAGAAAGGUGACAUGGGUGAGUGAGGAGCAGCUGUAUCCUCACCACACAGAGAGAUUUGAUAACAGGCUUCAGGUGUUGUGUAGAGAGGGUCUGUCUGGACGCUGCUACUGCGAAGUUGAGAGGAAUGGGGGUGGGGUUCAUAUAGCUGUGGCGUAUAAAAGCAUCAAGAGGAAAGGGGAGAGUUAUGACAGUGCACUGGGACAUAAUGACAAGUCCUGGAGUCUGUACUGCUCUCCUGACAGUUACUAUGUCUGGCACAAUAAAGUACGCACUAGAAUACGUACCCCCCUCUCCAGCACAGUAGGAGUGUACCUGGACUGGCCGGCCGGCAAUCUGUCCUUCUACAGCGUCUCCUCUGACACACUCACCCACCUGCACACGUUCCACUCCACAUUCACUGAGCCCCUCUAUCCUGGGUUUGGGCUUUAUCCCGACUCCUCAGUGUCCCUGUGCCAGAUCACAUGACCUCCCAAUGCUGCAGGAGUCACCCACUCGUAUUCACACACAUGUGUGAUGCUGCUAUGGAAAUAGUGAUAUGUGUAUUCUGUUUAUACACCACUGCUUUGAUGAUACUAUGUAUAUCUGUUGUAUAUUUUGUGCAUUUUCUGAAUUGAAGAUGUGGGUUAUAAGAAUUGUUAAGCAACAAUAUGAUGUAUUUCUGUCUCCCUAAGCUUUAGUUAUAUGCUGCAUUUUUAUCUUUAGUUAUUUGCAAGAUGGUCUGUGUAUGUGAAUAACACAUAGUUAUUGUGUAAUUUAUGUGUCAAUUUGAAACACAUAACUGACUUGGCCAUUACAUUAAUUGCAGUAGUAUAAUAAGUAAUUUUACAUUUCCACACAAUGAAUCACUGUAGCAUGCAGGUAAAUGAGUGAGGGCAGAUGUGAGUUUGUCUCCAGAGUGACUCUUCAGGCAGGUGUUGGAAUGAAAUGUGUUCAUUUCACGUUUAGAUGGAAAGCUGCUCCUGUGCUCUGUGGCUUCUCACAGAUCAUCUUCAUCUCUUCAGAGUGAUGUCAGACAUGUUUUCUCUUCAGACAUGAACUUGGAGAAAAUACGUCUCUCAUACAAGCUGUUAUCAUUUCUGUUUUAUUAUGAAAGACUGAUUGAGUGUUUUUUGCCCUUGUAUGCAGCAAAUAAUGUGUUGGCAGUCAUUUUGAUCAGCUCUUUGUGAAAUCAACAUUCUCUCUACUCUCUCUAUUAGAUCAAGUGUAAUGUGAGGAGAAAUUAAAAUGAAUGACACAAAAACCUAAAUAAACAACACAAAUGUCUUCAGACACAAACUACAUGAGGGCAUGACUUUCAUUUUCAAAUAGAGAAAAAGAACAACAUGAUGAUCAUAGAGAUGCUGCAGGUGAUUAUCCAGCAGUAU
This is a messenger RNA of Clupea harengus (Atlantic herring), 2249 nucleotides long. RefSeq names its product ribonuclease inhibitor-like. Gene Ontology annotation, molecular function: metal ion binding; protein binding. The transcript is spliced from 6 exons. Bases 73 to 1350 code for a protein of 425 amino acids. The record is from RefSeq and is a predicted model, not a curated record. NCBI's taxonomy places the organism in Eukaryota, Metazoa, Chordata, Actinopteri, Clupeiformes, Clupeidae.